CUCGGCAGCGGCAGCAUGGCGGCGGCGGCGGCGCGGAGAGUGCGUGUCCCCCGGGUGCCGCUUCCGCCGGUAGCGUUGCGUUGGUGUCGAGCACUCACCGGGGCCGCCGAGCCUCCUCCGCCACCGCCACCACCCCCGCCCCUUCCUCCGCCGGCCCCCGCUGGGGGCCGGGCGCUGGCGGCGGCGGUGGGCGCGGGGACGGCGGCGCUGGUGCUGCUGUGGGCCCGGGAGCGCCGGCGGCCCGCGCUGAGCGCAGCCGUGCCCGCCCCGCCGCCCGCUCCGCCGCCCGCCUCGCCCCGCGCCGCCUUCAACUUCAUCGCCGACGUGGUGGAGAAAACGGCGCCCGCGCUGGUCUACGUGGAGAUCGUGGGCAGGCACCCCUUUCUGGGCCGGGACGUGCCCAUCUCCAACGGCUCGGGGUUCCUGGUGUCCCCGGACGGGCUCAUCGUCACCAACGCACACGUGGUUGCCAACCGGCGGCGCGUGCGGGUGAAGCUGGCGAGCGGCGAGCAGUACGACGCCGUGGUGCAGGACGUGGACCAGGUGGCCGACAUCGCCACCAUCAAGAUUAAGCCCAAGCACCCGCUGCCCACGCUGCCGCUGGGCCGCUCGGCCGAGGUGCGGCAGGGCGAGUUCGUGGUGGCCAUGGGCAGCCCCUUCGCGCUGCAGAACACCAUCACCUCGGGCAUCGUGAGCUCGGCGCAGCGCGGCAGCCGCGAGCUGGGCCUGGCCGCCUCCGACAUGGAGUACAUCCAGACCGACGCCGCCAUCGACUUUGGGAACUCCGGGGGCCCCCUUGUCAACCUGGAUGGCGAGGUGAUUGGGGUGAACACCAUGAAGGUGACAUCGGGCAUCUCCUUUGCCAUCCCCUCCGACCGGCUCCGGAAGUUCCUGCAAAGGGAGGAGCAGCGCAAGAGCUCUUGGUUUGGCAAUGCAGAGACGAAGCGCCGGUACAUCGGGGUGAUGAUGCUGACCCUCACUCCCAGCAUCCUGGCAGAGCUGAAGCUGCGUGACCCCAGCUUCCCAGACGUGUCCUACGGUGUGCUGAUCCACAAGGUGAUCAUCGGCUCCCCGGCCCAUCAGGCUGGGCUGAAGGCCGGUGACGUGGUGCUGGAGAUCAACGGGACGGCGUCGCGGCGCACCGAGGACGUGUACGAGGCGGUGCGGACGCAGCAGAACCUGGCCAUGCUGGUGCGCCGCGGCCACGACACGCUGCUGGUGAGCGUCGUGCCUGAGGUGACGGAGUAGCGGGGACCGCCCGGUGCUGACCGGCAGUGCUGGCCCGGGGCUGGGAGCAGGACUGAGCUGUGUCUGUGCCAGCCAGGCAGGCCCUGAGAGCUCAUGCAGGGCUGGAAGGAGCCAGGAGAGGGGCCCAGCCCGGUGCUUGGGUGACUUGUGGUGCAGCAAUUUCCCUCUGUACUCAAAAUAAAGCACUUUUCUAGGGGC
Molecule: messenger RNA, 1446 nt
Organism: Chiroxiphia lanceolata (lance-tailed manakin)
Lineage: Eukaryota; Metazoa; Chordata; Aves; Passeriformes; Pipridae
Gene: HTRA2
Product: HtrA serine peptidase 2
Exons: 8
Coding region: 16-1248 (410 amino acids)
Biological process (GO): positive regulation of apoptotic process; proteolysis; programmed cell death
Cellular component (GO): mitochondrion
Molecular function (GO): protein binding; serine-type endopeptidase activity
Source: RefSeq, a predicted model, not a curated record